Molecule: messenger RNA, 1572 nt
Organism: Aspergillus puulaauensis
Lineage: Eukaryota; Fungi; Ascomycota; Eurotiomycetes; Eurotiales; Aspergillaceae
Exons: 3
Coding region: 1-1572 (523 amino acids)
Biological process (GO): L-cysteine transport; transmembrane transport
Cellular component (GO): membrane
Molecular function (GO): L-cysteine transmembrane transporter activity
Source: RefSeq, a predicted model, not a curated record
AUGAAUGGAAAAGAGGAGCCUCAAGCUACUACCGCUACUCAUAGUGAGGCUAGGACGGUCGAUGAGAGUUAUGCGGACGUCACCUUGCGUAUUAUCGAGGACCAUGGCCAUGAGUUUGGGCCGUUGACACCCGCGGGGGAGUCAAAGAUCAGAUGGAAAUUGUAUUUUCAUAUUAUGAUUCUGGUGUCUGUUAUAAACAUUACCUUGUUUAUUGAUAAAUCGACACUGGGGUAUACUGCUAUCCUGGGCCUGUUCGAGGAGACGGGCAUUUCCAAGUCUCAGUAUAACACGCUGAACAGUCUUUUCUACGUGGGCUAUCUUGUUGGUCAAUGGCCCGGCAACUAUCUGAUGCAGCGACUCCCCCUGGGCAAGUUCGUCGCAGGCACGAUCUUCCUCUGGGGCGCAAUCAUCUUCCUGCACUGCGUUGCCAUCAGAUACGGCGGACUAAUCGUCCUGCGACUUGUGCUCGGCGCAACCGAGUCCGUGGUAGUCCCAGCCCUCGAAAUCACAAUCGGCAUGUUCUUCAACCGCCACGAACAAUCCUUCCUGCAGCCCAUUCUCUGGAUCACCUGUGUCGGAGCUCCCAUCCCAGCAGGAUUCAUCGCCUACGGCCUCCUCCACAGCAACAGCAACAUCCUCCCUUGGAAACUAUUCAUGAUCGUCAUCGGCGGCUUCACAGUCCUCCUAUCCGUCUGGGUCUGGUUCCGCUACCCUAACAACCCAGCCGACGCACGCUUCCUCACCCUCGAAGAGAAAGUCCACGUCAUCCGUCGCGUCCACGAAUCCAGCCAAAGCUCCAUCCAACAGAAACAGUUCAAACGGUCCCAGUUUCUCGAAACACUACGCGACCCCGUCUCGUGGCUAUUCGCCCUGCAGGCAUUCACGCUCAUGUACUGCAACAAUCUCAACUACGGCCAGCAGAACCUCCUCACGACCUCUCUCGGUGUAUCCACGCUAGGAUCUACCCUCGUUGCCGCUGCGGGCGGUGGCUUCGGCGUGGCUCUCUGUAUAGUCGCUACACUGGGUUUGAAGUGGUGGCCCAAGUACCUCGCUCUGCAUAGCAUGGUCUGGUGUGCUCUCGCAUUCGCGGGUGGUGUGGGUAUGGUGACGAUUGCGUGGGAGCAGAAACUCGCCCUGCUAGCGUGUAUUCUGCUGGCGCAGAACACGUACAGUAUCACUUAUAUCAUUGCGCUGGGAUGGGCCACCUCCUCUGCGGCUGGGUAUACGAAGAAAAUCACGCGGAACGGCAUGUUUAUGAUUGGGUACUCGGUUGGGAACCUCGUGUCGCCGCAGAUAUGGGUUCCUAGUGCUGCUCCGCGGUAUUAUGGGGCUUGGGUUUCGAUGAUUGUGGUUAGUUGGGUGGGAACACCGGCUAUACUCUGGGUUGUGCACGUCAUUCUGGUGAGGAGGAAUAGGCAACGAAGGGCUUGGAUUGCGGAGCUUGAAGAUGACGAACGUGGGGGAUGUGUUGAGGCUGUGGAUGAGUCUGGGGUUGUGGUGAGGAGGAAGGUUGAUCUGGCCAUGCUUGAUCUGACGGACAUGGAGAAUAAACUAUUUCUGUAUCCCAUUUAG